Messenger RNA from Didymodactylos carnosus, 578 nucleotides. The record is from the annotation of a GenBank genome assembly. Lineage: Eukaryota; Metazoa; Rotifera; Eurotatoria; Philodinida; Philodinidae.
UUAACAGAUGUUGAAAGUGGUACAAUCAAAUCGGUCAAAUCAAUGUUUCCUAAUGUACUUCAUAAAGGCAUAACUAUUUAUUUAUCUUUCUUAAAAGUAAUUAUGUUUCCUUUUUAGGUUGCUCAUUUCACUUUGGACAGUGUAUAUGGAGAGAAGUACGAUCACAAGGAUUACAAAAUCGACAUGUUAAUGAUGACGAUUUUAGAUUAAAUGUUAAAAAACUGAUGGCAUUAGCCUUUGUACCUGUUCAUGAUGUUGUUCGAGCUUACACAACAAUUGUAGCCAAUUUCGACGAUGCUGCAGACAGACUGCAUGAAUAUUUUGACAAGGUUUGUAUUGAGGAGAAGAAGACACAAAGUAGUGCAAGAAAAAAACCACAGUUUGCUCACCAAUUAUGGAAUGUAUAUGAUCGUGUUGUUCAUAAUUCACCACGAUCAAACAAUGCAGUAGAAGGAUGGCACCAUGUAUUUGCUAAUCGCGUAUCGAUUGUUCAUCCAUCAGAUACAAAACUAGCGGAUCGAAUUCGAUGGGAACAAUCACGGUAUGAAAUUCAAAUUGAAAGACUUGAUCAAGGUUGA